This is a messenger RNA of Rotaria sp. Silwood2, 264 nucleotides long. The record is from the annotation of a GenBank genome assembly. NCBI's taxonomy places the organism in Eukaryota, Metazoa, Rotifera, Eurotatoria, Philodinida, Philodinidae.
AUGCAUUUACCAAAUAAAUAUUGUCGACAUUUUUUAUUACUUGUUAUUGCAGCACAUCUUUGCGAAUCAAAAACCAUUACUUCUGAACAGUUAUCACAAAUCAAACUUUUAACAAGCCAAUUUAUUUAUCAAUUUCCAUUGCUGUAUGGUGAUCGACAAAAUGUGAUAUCAGUCCAUUCUAUUAUACAUUUGUCUGAAUCAAUCAGAGAUUUUGGUGGUGUUUACAAUUAUUCAACUUUUAAUUUUGAAAGUUAUCUAGGUUAG